Argiope bruennichi is the source of this 2408-nucleotide messenger RNA. Its product is annotated as nose resistant to fluoxetine protein 6-like. The record is from RefSeq and is a predicted model, not a curated record. NCBI's taxonomy places the organism in Eukaryota, Metazoa, Arthropoda, Arachnida, Araneae, Araneidae. The transcript is spliced from 15 exons. Bases 37 to 2337 code for a protein of 766 amino acids. Gene Ontology annotation, molecular function: acyltransferase activity, transferring groups other than amino-acyl groups.
AAUUACAAAAACAAAUAAAACUCUUUUCUUUUGUUUAUGGUGUUGAGAAAAGAAAAAGUGUUCCGAUUGAAAAUUCGGACGUUUUGGAAGAUGAAGUUCGUUAUUUAUGAAAUAUUUAUUUUCCUUGUUCUUAAUAUUCAUAGUUCGCUUGCUGACAGUUACCAAAAUCGAAGAAAUCAAGAUUUAUUUCAUAAUUAUGAUUUACUAAAAUUAAUUAAGAAAUCUGCAGAACAUGUCCAUAUAUCUCAAAGUUUGAAAUCAAUUUCUGUGGAGGAUAAGGAUUUCCUAAAAGAAUUCGAAAAGUCUCUUUCGGAAUCCUUUAAACCAGAAUUCUUGUCGGAUUCGUUUUCUGAUGUUACCUCAAAUAAGUGCACUGAAGAUUUGAAAUAUCUGUAUGAAAACAUUCGGUCUCCUGGAGACUGGGCACUUAAAAUGCUGGAUUCCUAUGGCAAACCGGAGAGUGGUAUUUUAGCAGGGAACAUAAAAUGGCUUGGGGCAUAUGACGAAUGUGUUGGUAUUCAAUCUGUGUCCCAGAAAAAUGCAAGCGUGGGAAAUUUCCGUGGGAAAUACUGCACUCUCCAAAUUCCUUUAAGAUUAGAAAAUGUGUCUAUUCCUAUAUCUACAGCUGUGUGUUUACCCGAUUCUUGCAAUCCGAAUGGAACUGUCUCUAGCAUAUUACAAAAUUAUAAAAGUAAUGACUCAUUUUCGAUUUUUGAAGAAAGAUUGGAGUCAAUAUUUAGUAACGCAACAUUGAAUUGCAAAGUUCCGCCGAAGAAAUUAACUACAGGAGCCAUUGCUGUCAUAUGUCUUCUCUCCAUAUUUGCUCUUCUGACUUUGAUAGGAAGUUCCAUAACUGCACUGGAAUAUUAUUUGAAGGCUAAGCUUUCUAAGAAAUGUCAGUGUGAUUCCAGUGAUCGUGGCAAGGCGGUUAAUUCUUCUGAUGUGGAAAAUGUAUCUCAAGGGGAGACUGACGAUGUUACGCUUGUUGGUACAGAGGAGAAAAGAGUAUUGCCUGCUGGUAUAGAGAAAAGCAAGCCAUUUUUCAACUGUUUUUGUAUUUUCACCAAUGGCCAAAAAAUACUGAAUACCGCUAGUGCUGAAGGGCAGUUACCUUCCCUCCACGGCAUUCGUUUUCUGAGUAUGACCUGGGUCAUUCUCGGCCACACGUAUGCGUCUAUGUCUUCCAUUGUAAAUGAUAGUGCCGAGGCCAUCGGUUUAAUUGAUCGAUGGACAUUUCAAGUAAUUCUCAAUAGCUUCUUUUCUGUAGAUUCCUUUUUUGUUCUCAGUGGAUUCUUAAUUGGGUAUUUAUACUUUCAACAAGCCCAGAAAACCGAUGGGAAAAUUCCAUGGCUUUAUUUUUACAUCCAUCGAUAUAUAAGGCUUACGCCAGUAUAUAUGAUAGUUCUAGCGUUUUACACAACUCUUAGUCCAUUUUUGGGUUCUGGUCCCCUUUGGCCUGACUAUGAUGUCAUUGUGGAAUGCAAAAAUAACUUUUGGUGGAAUAUUCUUUAUAUCAACAAUUUCAAGUCCAUUACUUCUCAACCGUGCAUGCCAUGGUCUUGGUACCUAGCUAAUGACAUGCAGUUUUAUGUUAUCAGUCCAUUGUUCCUGAUCAGUUUGUGGAGGUGGCCAAAAAUCGGAUAUUCAUUGCUAGGACUGUUCUUUUCGAUUACAUUUGCAUGCAAUUUUGUUCUCACUUACGAAUAUGACAUAAUCGCCGGAUUUGGGAAUAAUUUACAGCUAGCCAAGGGUGCUCCGAAUUUUAUGCCCAAAAUCAACAGUUUCUUCGAUAAGAUUUAUUACAAGCCUUAUACAAGAAUAGGACCUUACUUAGUGGGACUGUUUUUGGCAUAUUAUAUAUGCAAGAGGAAAUGGAACAAGUCACCUAGUCUUAAUUGGGUAACUUUAGCGGUGGGUUGGAUCGUUGCAUCUGGCAUAACAUUGACUUGCCAGUUUGGUCUGUAUCAUUCAGAUCUCACCACAUUGGAAACAGCUUUCUACAACGCUCUCAGUCGAACCGGAUUUGCAUUAGGAUUAGGUUGGGUCAUUUUUGUGUGUGUCAUUGGACAAGGAGGAGUUGUGAACAGUAUUCUAUCAUGGAAGGCUUUGAUACCACUGAGCCGUUUAACUUACUGCGCUUAUCUUGUUCAUCCGAUUGUUAUAGUAACGUAUUUUUCAUCAGUCAGGACAUUAUCCAAUUUUAGCCAUAUUAACGCUGUCUUGCUAUAUAUAGGUAUGCUUGUUAUGUCUUAUGGCGCUGCCAUGGUAACAACUUUGUUGUUUGAAUCGCCGGUGAUAAGAUUGGAAAGACUUAUCAGAAAUAAACUAGCGUCGUGACGAAGUGUUAAAUAUUAGGAUGUGAAAUUGUGUAAAUUAAACAAUGUAGUGAAAUAUAUUGCCUCCAAGAA